Molecule: messenger RNA, 29152 nt
Organism: Pelobates cultripes (western spadefoot toad)
Lineage: Eukaryota; Metazoa; Chordata; Amphibia; Anura; Pelobatidae
Source: the annotation of a GenBank genome assembly
AGGGUUAUCCAGAAGAUAAGGAUGGAUAAGAAGAAAGAAAGAGCAUCAAAGAAUAAGCCUAAUCCAGGAAACAGCAAUGAGGAUUUGAAGAUUUCAGGUAAAGGAUCGGUUUGUACGGAGCGUCCUGUAAUGGUGAAUGUAUUGUGUGUUCUCCAACCCUUAUAGAUAUGCAGCGAGUUCGGACUCUGCCAGUGUGUUAUGGCACCAGCUGAAUCCUCUUUGGAGCCAAACUGCUGUUACCAUCUUUAAGGGCCAUUUACUAACCUGAGAAUUCAAAGUGAAUUUUAAAUUUAAGGACAAAAUAGCCGAACUGGAAACCUUCUCCAAGUCAUGUCUACUUCUUAGAUCAGCUAGUCUGGCCUUUAAUUCCCUCUUUAGUAAAUAAGUGUUAGUUAUUAGCCUGAUUAGUAUUAUCAGCGGUUUGCCGUGACCAAAUUCUGCUAACUCCCACGCAUUUUACACAUCAUGUUAUCGGUGUUAUUUUACCUGUUUGUGAUUGUUUAUCUGUCUCUGUAGCAAACAUCGCCCUGGAUAGGACACAACUGACUGCAGGUAAUGACCAUUGUUAGCUAUUAUUCAUAUUAAUAAAGGUGAAAUCCUUAUAAAACCGUUUUAUUUACACAUUUUAUAACUAUAAUUGUGCUGCCGUUCUAAGAUUUACAAAACGGAAAGUCAAUGUAUUUAAACAAUGUACAUUCACUUUAUCCGUCAGCUAGUGAGAAAUAACUCCACUUUAUAUCGCUGCGUUUUGGAAAUUCGUUUUUUUUUUUUCCUUUUGAUAUUUUAUUAUUGGUCGAUUUUUACUUUUUAUAUUCACAUAGCUGUUCUUUCUGCAUCAUCCUUUUUUCAGCCAGGGAAUGACUUAUUUUUGAAAGCAGUCGCUGGAGAAUUUGUCUAGUUUACAUCUUUUGACCUAAAACAUGUAACACCCUUCACAACUCUCUGCAAUGUGCAUUUUUGUGACUGAAUCCCAGAUUCCCAGAGAGUUGUGUAUUUUCUGUAAUAAGAAUCUUUCCCGUGUACACUGUGUCAGUGUUGUGUUAUUUACAGAGGAUUACCAAUGCACUGGCAUCCUGGAGCAAGAUUUUACCGAGCUUUGCUGUCGAGUGGGAUAUAUUGAAAUUCCAAAAGUCCUUGCAUACCCAUCUACGCCAGGAUCUGAAAAAACUGGUAAGCUGAAACUCUCUGCGAUAUUAUGGGCCAAGUAUAUCGCUCUGCUUAGAACUGAUCAUAUAGUCGUCAGUUUAGGGGUAUUCAGGGGUCCUCAGCUGUUGUGGAAAACAUCAAGGCUUUUGUUAAUUGUUGAUCUUUGUGUCCAACAGAUAAUUCAGAAAGUGCAGAUGUUAUCCAGGUCGGAUCAGGCCAGACAUCUGAUAGGUUCUCCUACUUUAAACCCAAAAUACAGAUUCUAAUGGAAAAUGAAGACCCAAAAUCCAUUAAAGAGAUUUCUAUCCGAGGUAUGUCUGUCCAUCUGCCCUGUUUGUAGAAAUGUAAACACUUCAUUCUAUACAACCAACCAAAUCUUAACUUUUUGUUGAACAAACUGGGAAAUCUGGCCUCCCCAUGUUUGUUUGUUCUUGAUAACAUCCCUCUACGAUUUGCUUCCAUUCACAUUACUGCGAAUAUCAAGUUAUAAUACAAAAUGGGGACGGGCCUGAAUCACGGUGAGUGGAGCUUUAUUUAAAGGUCCUUGCAGUGAUAUUUCGAUUACGUUUGGCUGUGAUAUCCGGUGGAAUGAAAGGCAAGGGUUACAACACGUUGUACGAUACAGAUCGAUUUCACGUGUUUUAUAGUGGGAAAAUCUGUAUGAAAUAAAAUCUUUUUUUAAUCCGUGAACCUCAUAAACACUGACUUUGUAAAAUAUUACUUUAUCUCUUUGUUUUACAGGGUGGAAGAUUGAAAGUAAAAUGAUCAGCGUUCUUGCUAAGUGUCUGCCUGCGCUUGCCAAUCUGCAAACUGUCAGGUGAAUAAUACAUCGAAUCCCUUCUUUCUCCAGUCACUGCCAAACCGCUAACAUAGGAGAUGUAUGCCCAUUAGCAAUGUUAGACGCAUGUCUAGGGUGCUGAUCCCAUUAGACUGUUAUAUGUUGCAGUAAUGGAAAAACAGAAUGAGAAUAACGCACAACGUUCAGGCAAAGGAAGAACAAUAUUCAUGAAACCUUUUAUUUACACGUAAUCACCUGACUCUGCAGCUUUGUCUAGGCCCAGUGUACUUAACCCUAACUGAGUGAAGACUUAAUGUCAGUAUCCUUAAACCAGACUGAGCAAAGACUUAAUGUCAGUAUACUUAAACCUAAAUGAGCGAAGACUUAAUGUCAGUGUACUUAAACCUAACAGCAGAGACUUAAUGUCAGUGCCCCCACCCUCAGGUUCCCCCUCCCGCCGCGCUCUAGGGGGUGGAAGGGGUUGAACGUACCUCUUUCUCCAGCGCCGGGCGGGGAGUUCGCCUCCUCCUUCUCUCCGCCUCCUCUCCUCCUUUCCUAUGGACGCUGGCGUCUUCUCACUGUGAAAAUCACAGUGAGAAGCACACAAGCGCCUCUAGUGGCUGUCAAUGAGACAGCCACUAGAGGCUGGAAUAACCCUAAUAUAAAUAUAGCAGUUUCUCUGAAACUGCUAUGUUUAUAGAAAAAAGGGUUAAUCCUGGCUGGACCUGCCACCCAGACCACUUCAUUAAGCUGAAGUGUUCUGGGUGCCUAUAGUGGCCCUUUAAACCAGACUGAGCGAAGACUUAAUGUCAGUAUACGUAAACCUAACUGAGCGAAGACUUAAUGUCAGUAUCCUUAAACCUAACCGAGCAAAGACUUAAUGUCAGUAUACUUUGUAGCAAACUCACCCCUUUAAAAGAGUUUGCCAUGAGCUUUUGGAAGGGCCUGCUUGCCCACCUCCUGCCAUGUGACUAUGGUCCUGGGGGUAUUGCCCUUUAAAGACAGUAUUUGGGCAUAUUGUAUUUUACUGCACUGUUUCUGGCCCUUUAAGUACUUUGGGAGAAGACCUGCAGUUUUGGCUUGGCACUUCGGAUGCCGCCGAAAUAGUCAAGUGGCCGCCAUUCGAAAACUGAACACGUGGCGGCAGCCAUUUUGAUUCAUUCGAAUGCGGUCAGCGUGUGUGCUGUCAAAUCUACAGAACAGUUUUCGGCUACCCAAUUGCACGAACACCGCUGACCUGUACAUUCUCCUCUACUUCGACACUGCGGCUGGAGACUAAGUCCCGUUCUAAGAUUCGAAUGCUCGUUCGAAUGGUACUUAGCCAUUUUUCAGUGAGAAAUUGACCGACCGCAGAGCCCAAAUCUAUGGAACUGUUUUGGGCAGGAAAAUAAAGGGACCUCCACCUAACUUUUUAACCCCUGAACGGAUUUGUGUGGUUUUUACACAUGUUGCUCCCCGAGUUAUGCUGAUCACAGAAAUUUAGUUUUAUUCGUAUGUGAUGUAAAAUCAGGGCGUUAUAAAAAUGUAUAAAAAGUAUAAUUUUUCAGCUUGGAGAUAAUUGGGUAGAUACAGUAAGUAACUCAAUUAUCCCCCAAGCAGAGGGGAGGGAAUAUGUGGGAUGUAACCAUUGUUUGAUUGGCUAAUGCAUAAUUGUCUGUGGGUGUCUCCCUUGCAUGGGAGAAAUGCUAAAUAACAGGGUUUACGUGGACUAAAAGAUCAGUUCUCCUCCUGAUACUGUGUGUCGUCCAGUUAUUGGGAAAGGUGAUGGGAUAUUAUGGGAUUGUCUUACUGAUCGUGCCUGCUACUCUAUUGAAUUAUUUUAUUUAUUACUGUGGGGGUUUCUCCUGGGUUAACUACUUGUUCCUGAGCCAUACUAGGAUUACCAGCGGAAAUAGUCUGUGAGAGACCAGCAUUCCGCUACAUACUUAAACCUAACUGAGCGAAGACUUAAUGUCAGUAUAUGUAAUAUAAAGUCUCAGUACAUCUGUUUAUUGUAAUGUGUUUUCUUUCAGCUGCUGGAAUGUAGGUCUAACUGAUGACACUUUCUCAUCUUUUGUGGAUAUCCUGCAUCGCUGCCCCAACGUCCGGUACGGUGUGAUUAUUCUCCAGAGUUUGAUAAAUGUAACAAAGCAAAUCAGAAAAUAUAACGUACCACAGAUCUUUACUGAGUGUCAAAUGAUUCACAUUUAAAUAUAGAUUACCAUUGAGUUAGAUAAUGAUGGGGUACCAUUGAGUCGGGUAAUGAUGGGGUACCAUUGAGUCGGGUAAUAAUGGGGUACCAUUGAGUCGGGUAAUAAUGGGGUACCAUUGAGACGGGUAAUAAUGGACAUCAAUUCCUCAGGAUGUACUUGGCAACUACCUACAACAUAAACACACAAAUCCAGAUUAAAUGCUUUAAUAGUAUCAUAUACAAGGUUAUGUUGCUUAUUAUUGGGAUAUCGAUAAAGGGAUACAGUAGGCACCAUAACCAUUUAUCUAAUUGAAGUGGCUAUAGCAGAGUCUCAUGGUCCAAUUCCUCCAUUCAGUGUUAAACCAUUUUCGAGCAGUAUAACCAUGAAUGAGAAUCCUUGGCUUCAGUUCCGCCCACACUGGGGUCUGAUUAAGGCAGAUAUUACACACUUCCUUCUAGCCAUAAUGAUUCAUAACAGCAAUGGACUAUGUGAUAGGCUGAAAGCAGUUAGCUGACUCUCUCAGCCAAUCACAGCCACCCAUUGCUGCUCAGGUUAAUGCUUCCUCUUUAAAGCGGUAAUGUCAUUGCCACAUCCGUUUUUUUGGGUUUUUUGAAACCCCCGUCCCGACUCUACUUCAUCGCCCCUAAACCCCCAUAUUGCCUAUUUUUAAAUCUUAUUUUGUGCCCGGACCUAGGUCCUGGGCACCGUCAUCUUUGUGUGAGCAGAUGAAGUCCCUGUGGGACACAUCAUGUGCCCUCAUUAGAUAGUGCUGUGAAAUUCCCGUGCAUGCACAGUUAAACUCUGGGGCAUUUGCUAAUGUCAAAAAGACGAAUGAAUGAAUAGAAAUGUCAGACGAACAAACACAGAAUGCCGGUAUUCGGUUGUUCAUUGAGUUUUUUUUUACAAGGAAGGAGCUACCAGCGAGCAGCUCCCUCCUUGUAAUAUGUAAAACUAGAAGCAACAGGGAGCAGUGCUCCCCAACACUUCCUAAGCCCCGCAUGUCAUCCCUCACUCUAUGGCAGGGCUGCUCAACAGGGAGCUCCCCAGAUGUUGUAGAACUACAACUCCCAUGAUGCUUUGUCAUUCUAAAGGCAGGCAAAGCAUCAUGGGAGUUGUAGUUCUACAACAUCUGGGGAUCUACCUGUUGGGCAGCCCUGAUAUAUGGGGAUCGAUAGGACCCCUAUAUUAGCAUAAGUGUGAUUGAAAUCUCCUGAAUGCCUCUACUCGCUAUGCCGCGAGUAGGGGCAUGUCUACUAAACAGUGAGCAACCUGUGUGCCCCCACCCCCUCUAAUAACUGGUCCUCAUGGUGGGGCAUCUAUUAACUAGCAAGUGGGGCUAUUCAACUAAUUCAACUAAAUGGGGGCCCUAAAUGUCAAUAAGUGGAAGACCUUAUGCUCAUGGGUGGGGCGGGCGGGGGUCCUAAAAGACAAUGGGGGGAUCUAUUGUCCUCCCCUCCCCCCCACUCGGCCCCACCCAUGAGUGGCACCAAGCCCCUAGUCACACCCGCACCAAAAAAAAUAUAAAAUAUAGCCCUACCUAACCCCUUCACCCUAAAAAUAGUGGGGAACAAAAAAACUGAAUACCUGUAAAUUAAAAAAAAAAAAGCUUACCAUUUGAUGUCUUCUUUUUUCUAAAACUUUUUUUUUUUUCAGCCCCAAAAAAGGGCAAAAGGGAAAAUUAAAAUCCAGUAAACCAAUUGAACUUAUAAAAUAAAAAGACCCAGCGCAUAAAAAAAAAAAAACACGUAAAAAAAAAAAUCCAGACGCUUAAAAAAAGAAUCCAUCUUCACCCAGCGAGGGCACCGCUCAGAUUGAGCUCCGCAGGGCGGGGAAGGGCUUAUAAAGCUUCCCCAUGCCCUGCAGUUUGACUCCGUGUGCUCCAAUUGGUUGGUUUAAGCCAACCAUUAAGAGUGCUCUGAUAAGUAAAUAGAUGCCCUACCACGGGGCCAUUUAAGAGAGGGGAGGCGGGGGAGCUUUUUCUUUUUUAAGUAUUAUUUUUUUACUACAGUGAGCAGCCACAGGCUCACUGUUUACAAGACAUGCCCCUACUUGUGGGAAUUAGGGAGCUAUCGACUUAAAUGGCUGCAAGAUGCAGCUGCAGCAUGGAUCGGAAAUUCAUUCAUUCAAAUUAAAUUUCGAACCGACCUAAAAGUACCGAUUGUCGUCCUAACAUGAAUGAACAAUCUGUUCUCUUUCUGUUAGGGCAAAAUUCUGUAGUUUCGCCGGCGUUCUGUUUAAAUGACAGGACGUUUGGGAAUACUGAAAGCAGGCAUCGCGAGAUCACAGAGGAAAAGGUGAGUAUUGUGGGAAAAUUUCUUUGACCUACAGUAAGUGGGUCAGAGUAGGUCAAGCGUAGGAAAAAUACAUAAGAAAAAGUAGUCCCUACUUUGUCUUAUGUUUUAAAGAAAACUAAAGUAGAUAGUAAGAAAAGAAGAACAGAUCCUGAGAGAGGGUGAGAAGAGGAAGCGAUAGGGAGUGCUGCUUUAAGUUUGGAUUCAAAUAUUGUUGAAUGGGUAAGGCAGUGGCUGAGUGACAGGCAACAGAGGGUUGUAGUUAAUGGAAUAUAUUCGAAGCUUGGACUUGUCACCAGUGGGGUACCUCAUGGAUCUGUACUUGGACCCAUUCUCUUUAAUAUUUUUAUUACUGAUAUUGCAGAAGGUCUUGAUGGUAAGGUAUGUCUUUUUGCUGAUGAUACUAAGAUAUGUAACAGGGUUGAUGUUCCAGGAGGGAUAAGCCAAAUGGCAAAUGAUUUAGGUAAACUAGAAAAAUGGUCAGAAUUGUGGGAACUGACAUUUAAUGUGGAUAAGUGCAAGAUGAUGCAUCUUGGACGUAAAAACCCAAGGGCAGAGUACAGAAUAUUUGAUAGAGUCCUAACCUCAACAUCUGAGGAAAGGGAUUUAGGGGUGAUUAUUUCUGAUGACUUAAAUGUAGGCAGACAAUGUAAUAGAGCAGCUGGACAUGCUAGCAGAAUGUUUGGUUGUAUAGGGAGAGGUAUUAGCAGUAGAAAGAGGGAAGUGCUCAUGCCAUUGUACAGAACACUGGUGAGACCUCACUUGGAGUAUUGUACACAGUACUGGAGACCGUAUCUUCAGAAGGAUAUUGAUACCUUAGAGAGGGUUCAGAGAAGGGCUACUAAACUGGUUCAUGGAUUGCGGGAUAAAACUUACCAGGAAAGGUUAAAGGAUCUUAACAUGUAUAGCUUGGAGGAAAGACGAGACAGGGGGGAUAUGAUAGAAACAUUUAAAUACAUAAAGGGAAUCAACACAGUAAAGGAGGAGACUAUAUUUAAAAGAAGAAAAACUACCACAACAAGAGGACAUAGUCUUAAAUUAGAGGGACAAAGGUUUAAAAAUAAUAUCAGGAAGUAUUACUUUACUGAGAGGGUAGUGGAUGCAUGGAAUAGCCUUCCAGCUGAUGUGGUAGAGGUUAACACAGUAAAGGAGUUUAAGCAUGCGUGGGAUAGGCAUAAGGCUAUCCUAACUAUAAGAUAAGGCCAGGGACUAAUGAAAGUAUUUAGAAAAUUGGGCAGACUAGGUGGGCCGAAUGGUUCUUAUCUGCCGUCACACUCUAUGUUUCUAUGUUAUUACUCCAAGCAGUACAGAGGGGAUUGGCUUCUGCGGACACAGGCAAUAUAACCACUUCAAUGAGAUGAAGCAGUUACAGUGCCUACAGUGUCCCUGUGUUAAAGUUAGCUGUGUUAUUAAGAGUUAUUCUAGUCCCAGCCACUGUGUUGGGUUACGUCUCGGUUGUUUUUAUAAUUCAGUCUAGACUUGCAGACUACAGCAGUGUAAAUCCUCACGUCAUGUUUUCCUUUGAGUGUAAGCUGCUGAUAAUAAACAGAAUGUGAAGACUUCAGUAUAGGAAGCGAUACGCAAGUGAAACCGGUUUUGUGGCGACUAAUGAAACUGUAUUUAUUUAGUAAACCUUUUUGAUUCAUUAAAAACCUUCAUUGACAUGUCUUGCUCUUCACACCAGGAAAGUUAUCUUGGAAGGAACUCCGCUGCCUCAACAAUCCUUUCAUAAACUCAUUACGGACGAUUUGCCGUAAGUAACUCCGUAAUCAGAACUGCCCGCGGGAAUGGAACCUUGUAUUUGUAAGUUUGCUUUAUAUAUUGUAGAGAUUCAUGGGUGGCUUCGCUGUACAGGAAUAAUGGAGAAAUGAUAAGGAAAUUGCAAAUAUUAGCUAGAAUAUCAGAGCUAGAAAAUAGCUGAAUAGUUAGAGAAUUUUUCCAAUUUGAUUAUUUUGGCCUACAAUUUGCUAAUUUUUUGACAUUCCUCCACAAUUCCAAAAGCACCGAAACCACUUCAACUUAAUGAAAACCCUCUUCUUCUAUAAAACAUUCAGGAAUCCAGAAGGCCUCUGCAUUCUGGAUAAUCACACAAAGUAUGAUGACGCUGAAGGCGUCCAAUGCUUCUUGUAGAUUUGCACUAAUUUCAUUACUUCUCCAUGAGAAACAUUUGAUUGGCAGAGUGUGGAGAUUACUAAGUAAAUACCCCUCUCCCCAGUACUCCUCUGUGGAAACCACUGGAUUGGACAAGUCAUCUUUUCUGAUGUCACAGAGGGCGGCCCUACAUAUCCUUGCUAAUAAAUAAAUCUCAAACAUUCCGACCACUCCACUGUACUGGUGACUUAAACCUUUCCUCAAUUCACAGCCACACUGCCGCCAACUGCCUUUUUCACGGCUUCUCUAAGGCUGCACUGUAUUAAUGGAAUUCCCUUUCCAUUGCCAGUUCGGCUUAUUACAACUUUUCAAACAUUUAAGAAAAUCUUUAAAACCCAGCUAAUUAUCUCUCCUCUGGAGCAUGCUCUGUUAUGUCUUUGUUCAGCCUUACUGUUGUUGGAUAUUAUUUAGUAACUCUGCCAUCGAUACUCCUCCAACCCCUACUCAGAGCAAAAUGGCCUUUCCCUUUACCUGCAGUGUAUCUGCUCGCCACCUCCGUUAUGUUGAGAGCUUGUUUGAGCAGGACCUCAUUGCCUCUUGUAAAUCAAACCAGUGUGUUUAAAGAAGCACUCCAGAUCCCUAAAGCGGUUUAGCUUGCUAAAAAGCUUUAUGUGCUAAGAGUGUGUCUUAUUUGUUUUCAUUUUGCAAAUAGUGCAGAUUUCAAUAGACACUGACCCUUUUUAUAAAUGAACCUUGUUACACCCACAUAACUUUCAAGCAGACAACCUGUCCUGUUACUUCCUGGUUUUGUUAGUUCAGUGAAGAUCAACUCAAGAGAACAAUUUCCCAGAGCAGCUGCCUUGUAUAGACUUCUCAUUGAGCUGUAUUGGGAAGGCUGUGAUUGGACAACCACAGAAAGUCUGGGCGGGGUUAGAAGGGGAGGGCUUGCAAAGGCUGCAGACACAAGAUCUACAGUAUUUACAAGCGGACUUUAGAUACACCCCAAUGGAAAAAUGCAUAAUUAAAGGUAUGCAUGUUUGCAUCUGGGCUAUAUCUACAUUUUGUAUUUGGGCAGUGGAGUGCCCCUUUAAUUUAUUUGUAUAUCUUGUGAACCCAUUGUACAGUGCUGAAAUUGUUGGUGCUUUUUAAAGGGACACUAUUGUAUUUGUUCUGUUGAGUAGAAUCCGUCAUUUUUUGCAGUAAACACUGUUCGUUUCAAAGAAAAUGCAGUGUUUACAUUACAGCCUAGGGAUACCUCCACUGGCCACUCCUCAGAUGGCUGCUGAGGUGCACCCUGUGCAUGGAGACUCUAAACUUUCCUCAUAGAGAUGUAUUGAAUCAAUGCUGAUUCUGAUUGGCCAGGACUGUGUUUGGCUCUGCCCCGAUCUGCCUCCUUGACAGUCUCAGCCAAUCCUAUGGAAAACAUUGUGGUUGGCUCAGAACAACACUUCUGCUGAUGUCAGACAAGCAGGCAGGUCAGGGGCAGAGCCAACAGUUAGAUUUUACUAUAUUUAGGAGCGCCAGGGGGCUAGAUUGUGGUGUUAACACCAUAGGGUUAGGAAUACAUGUUUGUGUUCCUGAUCCUAUAGUGUUCAUUUAAAGGAACACUAUAGUCACCUAAAUUACUUUAGCUAUAUAAAGCAGUUUUAGUGUAUAGAUCAUUCCCCUGCAAUCUCACUGCUCAAUUCACUGUCAUUUAGGAGUUAAAUCACUUUGUUUCUGUUUAUGCAGCCCUAGCCACACCUCCCCUGGCUAUGAUUGACAGAGCCUGCAUGAAAAAACUGGUUUCACUUUCAAACAGAUGUAAUUUACCUUAAAUAAUUGUAUCUCAAUCUCUAAAUUGAACUUUAAUCACAUACAGGAGGCUCUUGCAGGGUCUAGCAAGCUAUUAACAUAGCAAGGGAUAAGAAAAUCUUAAUUAAACAGAACUUGCAAUAAAGAAAGCCUAAAUAGGGCUCUCUUUACAGGAAGUGUUUAUGGAAGGCUGUGCAAGUCACAUGCAGGGAGGUGUGACUAGGGUUCAUAAACAAAGGGAUUUAACUCCUAAAUGGCAGAGGAUUGAGCAGUGAGGCUGCAGGGCCAUGUUCUAUACACCAAAACUGCUUCAUUAAGCUAAAGUUGUUCAGGUGACUAUAGUGUCCCUUUAAAUAAUAUUUUGGGGGGCAAGAAAUAAAUGUACUAAACACAUGUGGUUUUGAUUUAAUUUAUUUCACUCUAAUGAUACAGGUUCACACAUAUUUCCUUACGGAACAACAAAAUUGAUGAUGAAGGAGCCCGACUCCUGAGCCAAUCUCUCCGAAGCCUCAAGAUGACGAACAAGAGUUUGGCUGUACUGACCCUCGCCUUCAAUCAUAUCUCUGAUCUGGGAGCUUGUCAUAUUGCUGAGGUGAGGGGAUUGUUAGAGAUUUCCCACUGUUCUUCUUGUGAUGAAAUAUUCCUCAUAUUUUCCAUAGGGUCACUGUGAGUGGCUCCCCCUUGUGGCUUCUUGGGGCGAUUGUUUAAUUUUCUGGUUAUGUUUGUCAUGAUUUUUAUUGUAAAUUGCCACCACGUUAUCUUACCGUUGUUUUCAGGCCUUACGACGCCACCGUGCACUGCUUUCGUUGAACUUGGCAAGCAAUCAGAUAGGUGAUAAAGGAGCCCUCGCACUGGCAGAGGUUUGUAGAAGUUACAGCUUUUUUAUGUUUUUAUAUAAAUAAAACGAUAUAAACCACUAAAAUACCUUUCUAUGCUUGGUUUCAGAUCCUCGGACAUUUCUCAUUGACACACACAGAGAUUGUGGAAAGAAGGAAGUUAUUAAUGGAAAAAGAAAGUCGCGACCAUCCGAGAUCGGUGAGAAUAGUGCAGGUUCUUUGCUAGCACGGCACUGUGAGCUUAUAAUGGACUGGUUGCCUGUGAUUAAAAUUCUCUACAGGUCUGGACUGACACUCUGGGAUGUUUAUUUGGAGACCACAGUUCCUGACCAGGCUCUCAGACUGUGAUGAGUAUGUAUGAUGUGGCUGUAUUUGGAAGCAACUGUGGAUUGAGAGGAUACACCGAUGUCUCUGGAUGUUCAGGCAUACUGAGAUCUCUGGGAAAAUUCCUUUAUGCUGAGCUGGUCUUACUGACAGAGGGAGUAGGGUGAUUGCUAGGAGGGACUGACAGACUGGAUCCCCAAGGGGUGUCCUAAAAAAACCCAGGUGUCCAGUUAUACAAUUUGUGAAAAUGUGACUUUAUUUCACCAUAUUUGGAGUUAAUUAUACAGCACAGUGUGGGUGUAUUACUGUGGAUGCAGGGUUAAUACAGCAGAUAUGGUGUUAAUACAGCAUGAUACAGGGGUUAAAACAGCAGGUACGAGGGAUAAUAUAGCAGAUAUGGGGUUAAUACAGAUAUGGGGUUUAUACAGCAGGUACGAGGGAUAAUAUAGCAGGUACGAGGGAUAAUAUAGCAAGUACGAGGGAUAAUAUAGCAAGUACGAGGGAUAAUAUAGCAGGUACGAGGGAUAAUACAGCAGGUACGAGGUUAAUACAGCAGGUACAGGGGUUAAUAGAGCAGGUGUGGGGUUAAUACAGCGGUUCCCAAACUGUGAUGUGCACACAGGGGUGCCGCUGAAUGUUUGCCCGGUGCUAUGAUUAUAGCUGCGGUGCCGCUGUCCGUUGAGACCCCGACCGACCCCUGUAAUGUUGGCCGGCAGUGAGUCAGUGCCAGGAGGGAGAGGAGGCAGCUGCAGCAUGACGGGAGAGGAACAUGAAGAGCACCAGACCCCUCACUCCCACAGCAGCAGGACUCCAAGCCACCCUCCUGGCACAUUAAGUAAGCUAACAGGAGGGUGGCUGGAGAUAUAAAAAAAAUCCCUUGUGGGUGUAUGAGUUAGAGUGUGUGUAGGAGUAUGAUUGUGUGUAUUAGUGUGAGUAUGAGUGUAUGUAUAUGUGCAGACAUCCCAACUUGCAAAACCCAAUUUCAGGGAGGUGGCUACCCCUGUCACCAUGCGCACCCCCACAUACUGCCACCCCCCCUUCCCCUCCAUGAGGGGAGACACACACACACACUGGCACAUACACAACUUAACACACAAAUACACACACUCAGUAACACACACUGACACAUACAUCCAAACACAGGUGCCCACACUGGCACAUACACACAAAUACACACACUGGCAUAUACACACAGAUACACUCUGACACCCAAAUACACACUGGUACAUACACACGGACACAUAUACACACGGACACACAGAUACACACUGGCACAUACAGACAAUCAGACACACAUAACAGCCACCUGUUCGAUUACUUUUUGGGGUCCUGGCUGAGGCUGAUGGGAGUGAGCAUGUAGUUGCUCACUCCAGCCUCUCCAUGCUGCCUGUGCUGCUGCCUGUGCUGCUGCCUCCUCCUCCCUCCUCCGUGGCUGUCUGUUUAGCUGGGAGAAAGUGACCUCCCUCCCAGCCGGCAGGAACUGCAGGGGCUCAGUCAGGCUCUUAAAGGGCCUGACACCCAACCAGGCCCCUGCUCAGAAAUAACACCCAUCGGGUGAGUAAUCAUUAGGGGGGCAGGAGGGAAAGUUAUUUUGAGCAUUUUAAAUGUGUAGUAUCCUGGAAAUUAAACACACACAAUCUGACAUGCAUUGUAUGUUAGAUUGUGUGUGUGAUUUCCGUGAUAUUGCAAAUGGUGUGCGGGUGUCAGGGAGCCAUAUUAAAUAUGCGGGAGUCUCCCGGACCCACCGGGAGACUUGGGAUGUCUGUGUGUGUAUGUGUGAGUCUCAGUGUGUGUCUGGGUGUGUGUGUAUGUAUAUAUGUGUGUGUGUGUGUGUGUGUGUGUGUGUGUGUAUAUAUAUAUAUAUAUAUAUAUAUAUAUAUAUAUAUAUAUAUAUAUAUAUAUAUAUAUAUAUAUAUAUAUAUAUAUAUCUCUAUCUAUCUAUCUAUAUAUAUAUCUCUAUCUAUCUAUCUAUAUAUAUCUCUCUCUCGUGUUCAAGUAGAGAUUGUAGCCGUAUUAGUCCAGUGAUGUAGAUGUAAAAAAAGAUAAAAUUUGUAUCUUGUAAUACCUUUUUUUUUAUUGGACUAACAUAAUUUUUUUAAUGACAAGCUUUCGGGAGAAUCUCCCUUUCUCAAGUUUGAAGCAUUUUUGCUCAGAUACGAUUUUUAUCUGUUUUUUAUAUAUAAAUAUGUGUGUGUUUGUGUGUGUGUGUGUUUAUGUAUGUGUGUGUGUGUGUGUGUAUGUAUGUAUAUAUAUAUAUAUAUAAUCAGUGUGCUUCUGUGUCUGUGCUCACACAUGUGUGUCAGGGUGUGUGUUUUUAUGUCAGUGUGUGUAUCUGUGUCAUGGUGUGGGCAUGUUUCAAUGUUUGUGUCUGUCAGGGUGCAUGUCUGUAUGUGUCGUGUCUGUAUGUGUCGGUGUAUUUAUAUGCAUCUGUGUGUUAAUGUGCAGGAAUAUCUGUGUAAGUAUGUAUGUAUUUAGUAGUGUAUGUGCAUACAUCCAAGCAGCCAAACACCAGCACAACAUACAAACACACUCCUGCAAUCUAACACAAAUAUUACAAACACACCCCUGCAUUCAAAUGAAAAAAAAUACAAACACACCCCUUCACUCAAACACAAAUACUUCACACAAAUGUACAUCCACAUUUAAAAGUGAACAUUCAGACACACCCCUGCAAUCAAACGCAAACAUUACAUACAAACACUCCCCUGUAUUAAAACAAUAACUGUAUACAAGCACCACUUCAAACACCAACACUGUACAUUACACUAUAGCGGCAGCAAAUGCUGCAGCGCUGUACAGUUAUACAACCUAAAUAGUUUGACUUGGGGUGCUUUGAAAAAAUACUGAAAUAUUAAGGGCGCCUUGAACCUAAAUAGUUUGGGAACCACUGGGUUAAUAGACUGUAAGCUCGUUUGAGCAGGGUCCUCAUCUACCUAUUGUUCCUGGUACAUUUUAUUAUUGUCUAGUUUAUUAAAUUCCCCUUUUAAUGUAAAGCUCUGUGGAAUAAGCUGGUGCUAUAUAAAUACCAAUAAUAACAAUAAUACGGCAGUUGUGCAGUUUACAAAUGUACUGUAAUACUUUAAAUUCAUUAAAUGAUUUGGUGUUACAAUGAGCUUUGUAGAAGAUGUUGGAAGUGGUUAAUGCAGGGGGGAAAGUGUGAGGGGUGGUAUAUUUGCCAAAUCGCAAUGCCCUGUUGUAGUGCAUAUAAUCUUCGACCUCACAGUUCCCGCAGUCUCCAUCUGCCAGACCUAUGUAUGAUCUGCGACAUGUCAGCAGGACCAUGGGGUUCAUGUACAAAAAAACAAAUGUGUAUACGUUCCUGUGUCAAACGUUGCCGGCUCUGCGCUAUCUGGAGGCCAAAUGUAAAGGAGAACAUUUCUAAACUAAAAUGUGUCUUCUCUAAACAGCCGGCCACAUCACGACAUGGGGACGCGAAGAGUGAUCGGCCACCAAGCCACCAGAGCACUGUGGCUCUCGACAAAUCCCAAGUGCUAAAAUCAAACAAAGGCUCAGUGAAGAAGAAUCCCAAGGUAAGACGGAGACCACGUUAUAACACAAACACAGGAAUUCUUACAUUAUAGAUACAGUCAUGGGAUAACUUUGAGUAGUGCAUUGUAGCAGUAUUACCAUCUAAACACUAGGAGGCUGUUGUUUGUUCUGCUUGCAAUUUAUGCUUUGUUUAACCUGGGGCAGCUCACACUUAUACACAAUCAUUGUUCACAUGGAGACAUUCUUCGGGUUCAGUUAAUAAGUAACUGACAUUGUUGUAGGAUGCCCAGAAGAAAGAGGACAAAUCGGUGGCCAACACUCAUGGAGGUGGAACGUCCAGUAUAAUGAACCAAGCUGCCCUGGCCAAGAAAGACGACAGUAAAUCAUCGAAGAAACGUAAGUGUCCAGAAGAAUGUCAACAACAAAAUUUCAUCCAGACUUUGGAUUUUAAAAUGUCAGUAUUGUGGUCUGGGCUGUAUUUAUGACAAAGCUUGGGGCCUAAAGUGGCAGGUUGGAGGGGCAGCAACAGGGGCUGUGUUCCACAAUUAAGCAAGAAAUCUCAUGUGUGCUGCCUUUCAUAAAUUCUUAUAUAACAAUCAGCAGCCGCAGUAUGUUUGGGAUUGUGUCUGAAAGGCCGGCUGUAGGGGAAAUACUGUGUAUGUUUGGCUAUACGUGUGUGUAUAUGAAUGUGUGUUUAUGUACUGGAUGUGUGUGUGUGUUUAUGUACUGGAUGUGUGUGUUUGUUUAUUUACUGGAUGUGUGUGUGUGUGUGUGUUUAUGUACUGGAUCUGUGUGUUUGGUUAUGUACUGGAUGUGUGUGUGUGUUUAUGUACUGGAUGUGUGUGUUUGUUUAUGUACUGGAUGUGUGUGUGUUUAUGUACUGGAUGUGUGUGUGUGUGUUUAUGUACUGGAUCUGUGUGUUUGGUUAUGUACUGGAUAUGUGUGUGUUUGUUUAUGUACUGGAUGUGUGUGUGUGUGUUUAUGUACUGGAUCUGUGUGUUUGGUUAUGUACUGGAUAUGUGUGUGUGUGUUUAUGUACUGGAUGUGUGUGUUUGUUUAUGUACUGGAUGUGUGUGUGUGUGUGUGUUUAUGUACUGGAUCUGUGUGUUUGGUUAUGUACUGGAUGUGUGUGUGUGUUUAUGUACUGGAUGUGUGUGUUUGUUUAUGUACUGGAUGUGUGUGUGUUUAUGUACUGGAUGUGUGUGUGUUUAUGUACUGGAUCUGUGUGUUUGGUUAUGUACUGGAUGUGUGUGUGUGUUUAUGUACUGGAUGUGUGUGUUUGUUUAUGUACUGGAUGUGUGUGUGUGUGUUUAUGUACUGGAUGUGUGUGUGUUUGUUUAUGUACUGGAUGUGUGUGUGUGUGUUUAUGUACUGGAUCUGUGUGUUUGGUUAUGUACUGUAUAUGUGUGUGUGUUUAUGUACUGGAUGUGUGUGUUUGUUUAUGUACUGGAUGUGUGUGUGUUUGUUUAUGUACUGGAUGUGUGUGUUUGUUUAUGUACUGGAUGUGUGUGUUUGUUUAUGUACUGGAUGUGUGUGUGUUUGUUUAUGUAGUGGACGUGUGUGUGUUUGUUUAUGUACUGGAUGUGUGUGUGUGUUUAUGUGAGCAUGUCAGUGACUGAUGUUGUAUGUGUGGUAAAAUGGGGGUACUUUGAUAUAAUGGUCUAAGGACAUCGUAACAACCUUCUGCCUUUACUGAUUGGAGAGGGUUUUGCAUUUCUAAAAAAUUUGGAGAAUUCCAGGUUUCAUGAGAUUGCCAUAAGAAAAUGAUUAUAUUUAAUAAUCGAUAAAUGAGAAAUUCUGUGCUCAGAUCCAUUGCUCUCAUACAUCUUUUUUCUUGGUUUCUAUUUUGACAGAAUUGGCUAAUCCUGACCCAAAAAAUGUAAAAGGAAAACCAGUUAAAUCUGCCACAAAGCGUGGUCUGAUAACAGAGCAGGAGGUAAGUUAGAAGGGGUGACAGGGGACCUCCGUAUGGUGCUGUCUUUUUAAAACACACUUGAGCUACGCUGCCUCACUGGAGCACUCGGUUAAAGAGUGGCUCUAAGAAUUAUCACGUGAUUGCAAAGAUUAUAGUGCAGGGUACACUGCUCUGAGACUGGCUUCUAACUGGAGCAAUUUGUAAAAAUCACACAAUCACAAGACAGCCCAUCAGAGCUAAUAUUCACACUCCUACCAAAGCACUGAAAUGCCUUUGUGAUUCAUAUUUUAGAAUAAUGACAGAUUCACUGAAAUCCUUCCAUCGGCACUGAUUCUAUAAUUUAUCAUAGAGACUAAUGGUAUAUUAAAUGGAAGUGUUUUAAAUAAUAUCGCCACGUUUUGGUUUCGUACCACAGCUCUGUGGGUGUUACACUAUUGUCCUUCUGUGCGUACUGUCAGGACUAGUCUGGUGGGGAUCUUUCUCCUAGCAGGUCAGUCCUCCUCCAUGAUACCAACACACAGACUUUGUUGUCACCGUAUCGGCUUCAGAACAGAAAUGGAGUGUCACCACUUGUUUUACCAGCCCUGCUAUUCGAUAGUAUUUGGGAUGCUUGUUUUUCUCCCACUCUAUACACUUGCCAACAAUCCUGAUAUCACAAAGUAUAGACAGAUUAAACAUGUGCUCCUGGUGGAGAGGUAUCAGCUCCCACAGACUGAAUUAUUUUGGGCAGUCCGACUCCUUCACUUGGUACCAUCCUUUCUACGAGCAUAUCCUUAAGGAGAGUACACGUUUUAUGAAUUUAACUGCAAACUGGCCCAUAAAAAAUGGGAGUGCUGUCUCUGCUGUUUGCCAACCCUCAUUUAGUGACCUACCCUGCUCAACUACAUUAUCUCUCGAAAUGGAAUUAUGAUUUAGGGGUGGAGUUGGAGAAGAGUGAGUGGAACAAAAUAUUUAUUAAUACAAUGCAUAUUACCCAAUCAACCCACGUCAAAGAAAACUGCUAUGAAGGCGUGAUGGUGAAACCUCCCCAUAAUGCCAGACCUAACACUGGUGAGACCUCACUUGGAGUAUUGUACACAGUACUGGAGACCGUAUUUUCAGAAGGAUAUUGAUACCUUAGAGAGGGUUCAGAGAAGGGCUACUAAACUGGUUCAUGGAUUGCGGGAUAAAACUUACCAGGAAAGGUUAAAGGAUCUUAACAUGUAUAGCUUGGAGGAAAGACGAGACAGGGGGGAUAUGAUAGAAACAUUUAAAUAUAUAAAGGGAAUCAACACAGUAAAGGAGGAGACUAUAUUUAAAAGAAGAAAAACUACCACAACAAGAGGACAUAGUCUUAAAUUAGAGGGACAAAGGUUUAAAAAUAAUAUCAGGAAGUAUUACUUUACUGAGAGGGUAGUGGAUGCAUGGAAUAGCCUUCCAGCUGAAGUGGUAGAGGUUAACACAGUAAAGGAGUUUAAGCAUGCGUGGGAUAGGCAUAAGGCUAUCCUAACUAUAAGAUAAGACUAGGGACUAAUGAAAGUUUUUAGAAAAUUGGGCAGACUAGAUGGGCCGAAUGGUUCUUAUCUGCUGUCACAUUCUAUGUUUCUAUGAUGGUACCUACACCCCUCCUCAUUCAGACAUGGUUUCAACCUGUUUAGGGGGUAUGGGGAGGAGGGUACGCACCUGCACUAAUGGUGGUCAUGUCCCAAGGUUCAGCCCUUCAGCUGUCAUGCUGCCUUCAGGUAGCCCUCCCCUAGAGCUGUGGGUGGCUGUUCACAACAGGGAAUACAGGGGAAUAUUUAAGGUUGAAAUAACUCCAACUUUUCCAAUUCCACUAUUUUGGCCGAAACAAUUGGAUUCCAUAAUCAGUGCGUCACAGUUUGCCAUUUAACCCCUAUUAGCUGCUGUCUGUUUGGACAGAACAAUAAGUAAAUCAAACGAUCUGUUUAAAGUGGUCUCUGUACAUGACAAAGAAAUGUUACUUUAAAAACUGAUUUAAUUUCUUUAUUUCAGAAGACUGAACACAGUGAAAUGACAAUGAAUCCUUUGCUGGAACAAGCCGUAUCCCGAGACGGAAAAAUAUUUCUGUCUGGUAACAAAGUCCUCAUGGAUUUAAACCUUACAGGUACGCAACCAAGCGUGGAAUUUGGGUAUCACUGUUUUCAGGAAUUAUAGGAAGGUGUAAGUGAAAGAACCUAAACCUAUAAUUGGAGCGCUAAAACAAAUUAUAACUUAACACACGUUACUUGGUUAAAUGUUUGGUGUGGAGUACAUGUAAUAGGACAACAAACAAAGGGUACAAAAUAGUGCAGAUGGUACCUAAAAUUGGAAUCCAGUAUAUAAUGUGACAGUCAGGACACUCACAUUUAACAGAGCCUGUGUGUGAAUACUGGCUCUGCAAUCAAGCUGAUGUGCUUUUAUGGCAGCACCCCCCUUCCGCUUCGUUGUGGGGUGAUUCUCAUGAAUAAAACAUAAGAGAAACAAACCAAUGUGUAGCCUGUUAAACUGGAAGGUGGAAAAGUAAGCGAUAAAUGGGGUGCUCACCUUGUUCUGAGCCUAGUGGUCCCGGCUCUGAGGUGUGCUGGUACUGUGCCAAAUUUGGUGGGGAUGGGAUCACUGUUUUCAAGUUUGAUUAUUUUGGAAUAAGGUUUGAAAUGCACUUUUCGUUCCCAAACAUUCACAUGUUGUUGUAUAACCUGCUGAGACAUGGGAUGUUUUCAAAUAUUCUUAAAACAUUAAGCACCCUUAAAUUCCAUUAGUUUGUUACUGUGUUUUGUCACUUUUUUCCAGUAGUUUUCAGCUAUUUCCUGUGACUUUCUUCAUUAGUGGCGCGGAGGGUGAGAGACCGAAGUCUGAUCUGUAUGAUGAGUUCCAUAGCACAUUGACAGGAGUUUAUAUCAAACGUUUAUAAAAAUUAUAAAACUUUUAAACCGUAAAUUCAUCAUAUUGAUUGUGUUUGUCUUAUUUUUUUUAGUUUGUGAUUUUACGUUUCUAAGUACAAUAAACCGGUUGGAGAGAUCAAGCUGUGAAGCAGUAAUUCUUCUUUUUUCCUUCGUUUUAUCAAUGUAUUUCCAAACCGUUUUGAUGUAUAAUAAGAGGUUUAGGCUAAUAUUUUACUGAUGUCCUAUGUGCAGGAAACAGAAUCACAGAACAAGGCUUGAGAGGGUUCUUGACAGCAAUGGAGACUCAAGUCCAGGAAUCUACGCUUAUCCCAGGAACCAAGACACACACUGGGCUACUCCGACUUUCCUUAACGGUGAGCAAGUCCAGCUAUUAGCAUUUACUAGAGGCAUCAAUACAACUUUAUAAUAGAUUUAAGUGCGGUGUAAGUAACAAAGACCUACACCUAUAAGUGGAGCUCUCAAACACAUAUAUAGCUUACCAAAUGUUAUUUCGUACCAUGGUACAGUAAAAAGUACAUGUGAAAAAAAUACAGAAAAAUACAAUAUAGUGCAGAUGGUAUUUAAAGUGGCAAUGCAAUAAUAAUGAUGGAAUCUUAAUGACUUAGACACUCACAUUUCAAGGAGCCUGUAUAUGGAAACACUGGCUCCGUAUCAAGGCUUGUGUGCUUAUAAUGGUAGCACCACCCUCCUACUUCGAUUAGGAAUGAUUCUCAAAGAUAAAAACAGAGGGAGAGCGAACCAAUGUGUAGAUUGCGGUCAUAAAAGCACACAUAUAUAUUAAUAAAUGUGGUGCUCAACUAGUCCUGAGCCUGUGGGUCCUGGCUCUAGGUAUAUAAACUCUGUGCCAAUUUGAAUGGGGAUGGCACUGCCCCUAUGAAGAUUCUCUUGGAGGCUCCAAAAAAAGGACUUGAGUAAGAUAUAAAAUAAAAUAACAAAUUUAUUAAUAAGAACAAAUAGUGUAAAAAAAGUCCUCAAUAAAAGUCCUUUAAAAAUGGUCAACACGCGUUUCACUUUCAAAUAGAGCUUCUUCAGUCAGCUGUAAUGUAGGUCCUCUGAAUCUUCCAUUUUUAAAUGUCUCUUGGGUCUUCCCCUUUAAUGAGCUAAAUGCAUUUAGUCCAAUCACAAUGUAGUUUACAUAUAUCAAGUGUAAAGAAAUGUGUGUGUGUGUCUUUAAUUGGUAGAGGUUGUGGGCGUCUUUAUUUGCUCUUGUUUUCAUUGGUGGGCAGUAGUGGUUGGCGGAAGUGUUCCGCGGGCCUCCUGGUGGUUGGCGGAAUUGACGUCACAUAUCCACGUGAUCGUCACUCCGCGGUUGGCGGACAUGACGUCCGGGCGGUUGGCGGAAGUGACGUCACGGACCAACGUGAUCGUCACUUAGCCGCCGCCCGGAAUACCCCUAGCUCCCCGGCCAUGCCGCACCUCUCCCAUGCGUGCAGGUCGGGGGGCGGGGAUUAUAGUGUGGGAGGGGGUAGUCCGUGGCCAUGUACCGCCCUUAGGGCGUGUCGGCAUGGCCGUUAGCUCCUCCCCCUCCAGCUUGAUAGGCAAAUAAUAAAACAGAAAGUGACAUAGAUAAUAAAAUAGGAUAAAACAUUCAUAAGCAUAAUUAAGUGCCAGUGAGCUUUUAUGUUCUGAAUUUAAUUAAUGAUUAUUAGGUUAUAAAAGUGCUUAUAAAGUGAUAUGUGUAUUUAAAGAGGUAGUAGUAAAUAGAAUCAUAUUGAGAUAUAUUGUGUUUACUAAAAGUAUGAGUAUGCAUACUUUAAGUGGUAUUCACAGUAAAUAUGGAAUUAAACCAAAAUUAAUGUGCCAGUGGGUAGGGGUAAUUUGUAUAUACAUUUGCUAAUAAUACAUCAUAUAUAUACACUAUAUCUGCGAUAGUAUACACAUAUAUAUAAAAAUGAUGGAACAUAAUAAAAUAUAUGCGUUUAAAUGAAAUGACAGAGUUCGAAGUCUACAUUCAAACCCUGCGGUUUUAAAGUCCCAAGGUUGAAUAUCCACCUCAUCUCACUCCGUCCCAAUAGCUUGGCGAAAUCCCCUCCUCGCCAAUUACCCUUAACCUUUUGUAUACCCAUAAACCUGAGUUGUGUGGGGUCGCUAUUGUGCGCUAAGGCAAAAUGAUGUGAUACACUAUGUCCCUCAAAUUUUUUCUUGAUGUUUCUGAUGUGUUCUUCAAUCCUAGUGUGUAAAUUUCGUUUAGUGCGGCCCACAUAUUUUAAACCACAUGGGCACUCCAAUAAGUAUACUACAUUGUUUGAAUGACAAGUUAUGAGGUCUUUAAUAGGGAAUUCUUCAUUAUUAUUAGAAUUCAUAAUUUUUUUAAAAUGUCUUUUUUUUGUUAUUUGAGUUCCUGCACGCUAAGCAUGUGCCGCAUCCAUAGAAGCCCUUCCCUUUCUCCAAAAAAGUGGUGUUAUUUGUUUUCUUAAUAUGGUUCUUUACCAAGAGUCUGUUCAAAUUGGCGGCACCCCUAAACACUAUUUUGGGUUUUGCUGGUAAGAUUUGAGCUAAGGCAUGGUCUUGUAGUAGGAUGGGCCAAUGUUUAUUUAAAAUUUUCUUUAGUGCUUUAUUGUUGUGACUGUAGUUACAUAUAAUGGGUAGAUUGACCUCCCCUUCAUUUCGUGUUUUAUUUUUUUCUUGUAAUAAAGUGCUUUGUGGGAUCUUUAAAACUUGUGUGUAAGUGUCUUGUAAUUUUUCUUUUUUAUAGCCCUUUUAUAGUCCAACAGAUCGGUAAUUAAUUUCUCAGCUUGUUCCUUAAAAUUCUCCUCAUCUGUACAGUUUCUUUUAAUUUGUAUAAGUUGUGAUUUAGGUACACUAUUUAACCAUGGGGAGAAAUGACAACUGGAAGUAUGGAUAAAACUAUUAACGUCCACAUCCUUAAAAUGGGUUUUGGUUUUUAUCGUCUCAUGAUCUAUAAAAAAUAUCCAAAUCUAAGAAUGUGACCGUUUGUUUACUAAAAUUGGUUGUUAAAAUAAUGCCCCAUUCAUUAUUAUUUAAUUGAUUUAAAAAGGUGUAUAAUGUAUCCUUUGUGCCUUUCCAAAUAAAAAACAGGUCAUCUAUGUAGCAGCGGUAGGUCACCAGGCCCUCCACCCAGCUCCCAUUGAGUUGAAGAUACUGGCGUUCCCAGUCUGCCAUAAAUAGAUUGGCGUAGCUGGGUGCGAACCUGGUGCCCAUCGCCGUCCCACACGCCUGCAAGUAGAAGGUGUCCUCAUACCACUGGCGUACAUACCAGGGUCGCAGGGGUCGCGACUGCGACCGGGCCCGGCCCACCAGGGGGCCCGGCCGCCCCUGCGACCCGGUAUGUACGCCCAGGGCCAGCCUCUUCCCCUGGGGGGCCAGGAGCCGACCACCCCAGGGCCCCCCCGAGGCUGGCCCUGCUGACCCCGGGUGGCCGGUCGGGCAGGCAGGCGGGCGCGCGAGGGAGCACUCAGUGCUUCUUCUUCAGCUCCCUCGCGCACCGCAAUGAUACCGGAGCCGGAAGAUGACGUCAUCUUCCGGCUCCGGCAUCCCUACGCGGCGCUCGAGGGAGCUGAAGAAGAAGAAGCACUGAGUGCUCCCUCGCGCGCCCGCCUGCCUGCCCGACCGGCCACCCGCCCAGGAGCCCCACUGGACCCCAGGGAAUAAUCCCCCCCAGCACUCCAAAAGGUAAGGAGGCUGGGGGGAUUAUAUAAAAAAAAAAAAUCAUGUGUGAGUGUUAGUGUGUGUGUGUGAGUGUUAGAGUGAGUGUUAGAGUGAGUGUGAGUGUUAGUGUGAGUGUUAGAGUGAGUGUUAGAGUGAGUGUUAGUGUGUGUGUUAGUGUGUGUGAGUGUUAGAGUGAGUGUUAGUGUGUGUCUGCUAGUGAGUGUUAGUGUGUUAGUGUGUGUGUCUGCUAGUGAGUGUCAGUGAGUGUGUUACUGUGUGUGUCUUACUGAGUGUGUGUGUGUUAGUGAGUCUGUUUGAUGUCUGUUAGUGAGUGUGUGUUUGUCAAUGAGAGUGUAUGUUUUGUAAGUGAGUGUGUAUGUAUGUCUGUCGCUGACUGUAUCUCUGUCAGUAAAUGUGUGUGUCUGUUAGCUAGUGUGUAUGCGACUGUAAGUGUGUGUGUGUGUGUGUGUCUUCAGCACUUACCUUUCUCCAGCGCCGGACUCCCUUGGCGCUGAGGAUCCCUCAGCCUCUCAGCUCCGAAUGCGACCGCGCACGCAUUCAAACCGCCCAUAGGAAAGCAUUACUCAAUGCUUUCCUAUGGACGUUCAGUGUGCUCCUCUAGCGGCUGUCCGUGAGACAGCCACUAGAGGCUGGAUUAACCCUCAGUGAAACAUAGCAGUUUCUCUGAAACUGCUAUGUUUUCAGCUGCAGGGUUAAAACUAGAGGGACCUGACACCCAGACAACUUAAUUGACCUGAUGUGAUCUGGGUGUCUGUAGUGGUCCUUUAAGGGACCACUAUAGUGCCAGGAAAACAUACUCGUUUUCCUGGCACUAUAGUGCCCUGAGGGUGCCCCCACCCUCAGGGACCCCCUCCCGCCCGGCUCUGGAAAGGGGUAAAACUUACCUUUUUCCACCGCUGGGCGGAGAGCUCUCCUCCUCCGAUCCUCCUCUUCUCCUCCCCGUCGGCUGUAUGCGCACGCGCGGCAAGAGCUGUUCACGCAUUCAGCCGGUCACAUAGGAAAGCAUUCAUAAUGCUUUCCUAUGGACGCUGGCGUGCUCUCACUGUGAAAAUCACAGUGAGAAGCACGCAAGCGCCUCUAGCGGCUGUCAAUGGGACAGCCACUAGAGGAAAUAGGGGAAGGCUUAACCCAUUCAUAAACACAGCAGUUUCUCUGAAACUGCUAUGUUUAUGAAAAAAUGGGUUAACCCUAGCUCGACCUGGCACCCAGACCACUUCAUUAAGCUGAAGUGGUCUGGGUGCCUAGAGUGGUCCUUUAAGUGUGUGUGCAUCUGCAUGCACUGGCGUACAUACCGCGGUCGCAGGGGUCGCAGCCCUGUAACCCCUGCGACCAGGUGCCCACCGCCAUGUGUUCCGGCCCGCGCGGGGGGGGCCACGGAUCAAUUUUCACACCGGGGCCCCAUGGGUCAUGUGUACGCCACUGCCUCAUACCAAAAGUAAUUGCUGGUUAGGAUUAAUUGUAUAGCUUCCAUAAUAAAAUUGAUUUGAUCCAAUUCAAAUUAAUGAGAUUGCUCUAAAAAGAAUCUCACUGCUGCACAGCCCUUUUGAUGUGAAAUAAUGGUGUAUAGAGAACUGACAUCCGCAGUUACCAAAUAAUAAUCAUGUUCCCAUUUGAUGGUUUGUAGGUGUCUCAGAAUACUUCCUGUGUCCUUAAGGAAACUAGGGAUGCCUUGUACUAUAGGUUGAAGGCACUUGUCCACAUAUUCUGAGAGUCUACAUGAUAUAGAGUUGAUGCCUGAGACUAUAGGUCUUCCAGGUGGAAGUACAGGAUUUUUGUGUAUUUUGGGGAGGUAAUAGAACACAGGAAUCUUUGGGUGUGUUACAUUAAGGUAUUCAAAUUCUUUUUUGUUUAAAAUCUCCUUGUAAAAGCCCCUAUUGAUGAGAUCAUAGAAUCUGGUUUUUAAUUUCGCUUGUUGGAUCACUUUUUAAUCUUGUAUAAGUGGUUUGGUCUUUUAAUAAUCUCAUACACUCUGUGUGGUAAUCUUUAAUGUCUAAGAUGACUAUUCCCCCUCCCUUAUCCGCCGGUUUAAUCACAAUGUUAUUGUCCUUCUGUAAUUUUUUAAAAACUUUGUAUUCGUCUUUGUGAAGGUUUUGUUGGUAGUGGUUAGCUUUCUUUAGUUUGUUAAUGUCUGCCAUCACCAUUUUCUCAUAAGUAGCAAUUUCCCCUGAAAUUAAGUGUUUGAAACAACUUUACCUUAAUGAAGCAGUUUAGGUGUAUAGAUCAUGCCCCCGCAGUCUCACUGACCAGUUCACUUUUAUUUCGGUCUAUGCAGCUGUGGCAAAUCUCGCCACUUCAGUAAAUCUGUGUCCAUGUGUUACUUUUAUACUCUAAAAGACUGAGGGCAUUUGUAUGCUAGUUUCACGAACAAUAGUGGAAUAUACUGUUCGUGAAACGAAUAAACCACCGAACCACACAGGGGAGUCGUGUGUCUCCAAUUAACGAACUGGCAACAUUCUAACCGCAGAACACUAAUGAUAUUAUGGGUGGCCGCCGUUCGUAUAACCGAACACGUGGCGGCGGCCAUCUUUGCUUAUGAACGCCCAGCGAUGUUUGGUCGUCGAGUGCCUGGAACUAGAAUCGGCUACUCAACCUCACGAAUACCGCUGGACUUCCAUGCCGUUCGUCUGAUUUCCUCCAUUCAUGCAAAUAGAUCAGCGUUCGACGGAUUGAACGCCACUGACCCUCAUAUUCAAACAGCCAGGCUAACUGGGUACGGUCAAUAGGUAUUCAUAUGAAACCCUUCAUUGGAAUGGCUUUCCUAUUCUAACGAAUGGGUCUGAGCGGUAUUUCGCCAGAUGGUGCGCUCUCAGAUCCCAGCCAUUCAAUGAGGGGUCUUUCGGGCAAUUCAGUUGAAAAUUAUACAAGUUAUGUAUUUUUAUGUUAAAUGUUAUAUUUUUUCUGUACAGAGAGAUAAUGUAAUUAAAGGUGUACGCAAUUAUCUCUCCAGUACAGAAAGGCAUGAUGGGAAAUAGCAUUGCAGGUUAAGUUUUCCACAGAGUCCACCAGGGGAAAACCCCCUGGAAUGCCAUUAUGGAAACCCCUUGCAUGGGGACUUGUAUAUAAACGGUUGCAUUGCAAUAAAAGCUCAGUUGACUCCCAAACUGUGUGUCGUCCAGUUCUUGGGGAAAAAGGGAUUGUAUUUAGGCUACCUGCAUUUUGUAUGCUGAAUCUGACUACCAGCGGAGAUACUGUGGAUUAUACUACUACUCCGCUACAACAGCCCUAGUCACAUCUCCCCUGGCUGUGACUGACAUAGCCUGCGUGCAAUGAAAUCUUACUUGCUUUACUCUUCUGUAAAUUUAAAACUUAAUCACACACCGCAUGCCCCUGCGGGUCUAGAAGGCUGUUAACCUGGAGAUAUGAAAUUCUAAAUUAAACACACUGUACAAUAAAUCAAGUUUAAACAUUCGAUCUCUCUUUACAGGAAGUGUUUAGGAAAGCUGUGGGAGUCACAUGCUGGGAGGUGUGACUAAGGCUGUAUAAGAAAAAGUGAUUCAACUCCUAAACUAAAACUGCUUCAUUGAGCGAACAUUAUUUUGUUGACUAUAGUGUCCCUUUAAAUACUAUAGUCUAGUACAGGGAUAAGCAACCUUAGGCACCCCAAAUUUUGUGGACUAUAUCUCCCUUAAAGCUUUGCCAGCAUAGUGGCUGUCAGAGCGUUAUAGUAGAUGUAGUCAAAAACAUCUGGAGUGCCAAAGGUUGCUUAUCCCUGAUCUAGUAGAUACAUAAAGUAGCCUUCCAAUGUAAGUAGUAAAGGCUAUCUGUAUUAAAGAAAGGGUAGUAGAUACCUGGAAUAGCCUCCCAGUGGGAAUGGUAAAGGCCAACAGUGAUAUAGAAAGGGUAGUAGAUAGCUGGAAUAGCCUUCCAGUGGGAUCAGUAACAGUGAUAUAAAAAGGGUAGUAGAUACCUGGAAUAGCCUUCCAGUGGGAGCAGUAACAGUGAUAUAAAAAGGGUAGUAGAUACCUGGAAUAGCCUUCCAGUGGGAGCAGUAAUAGUGAUAUAGAAAGGGUAGUAGAUACCAGGAAUAGCCUUCCAGUGGGAGCAGUAAUAGUGAUAUAGAAAGGGUAGUAGAUACCUGGAAUAGCCUUCCAGUGGGAGCAGUAACAGUGAUAUAGAAAGGGUAGUAGAUACUUGGAAUAGCCUUCCAGUGGGAUCAGUAACAGUGAUAUAGAAAGGGUAGUAGAUACCUGGAAUAGCCUGGAAGGCAGAAAAGCAGAAAUUAAACCAUUGUCCAAACCAUUCAUUUUGGCCUAAAGUAUUUUAAAUCCUUUCUCAUUUACCUCUUUUUUGUAAAUUAAUAUCAGUGAUUUUAAAUUGCACACAGUACAUGAAGAAGUUCAUUCUUAUUUGAUGCCGCAGUCUGUGUCUCGUUUGCUCUGUAAAAGGAAAUAUACUUGUAAUCGCUGGUUAAAUAAUCCAUUAUCGGGUUUUACCCUGGUGACUGUAUAUAUACUGAUUGUGGUAUCUAGAUUCAGACUGAUUUCUAAACUGUGUGCUGGAACUCAGGGAGUCCGCACACCCAAACAUACCCACAGGGGUCACAUAUUCAUAAAACCAGUAUAUUAUUAAAGUGAUCUUAAUUCUCCUGAAUUCUGAGUCUUAUAGAAGGAGUGUGAGCUGCAGGUACUGAGUAGUCAUUAUUCGUGUGUCCCCGCUGCUUCUGUCACUAUAGACUGAUGUGUUUAUGUGAAUGUCUCUGGUUUAUCAUGGUCCCUGGUGUCUGAGCCGCACAUUUUAUCAUCUUUAUGUUUAUUCCAUGUGUAAGUUUUGCAAUUUGCAUUUACAUGUUUUCUCCUUAGAACCAUAGAAUCCAGAUUUAAUAUGCCAUUUUUAUAUUUUAUUUUACCAGGGUAACAACUUCUCACCGGCCAGCGCUACGUAUCUAAGGCUUCAGGAAUUAAUGUGUAACAGGGACCCAAUAAACAAACGUACCGGUUCUCCAGAGGAUUCUCCUAAGGACCGCUAGAGACCUGCAUGCUGAAAUGUCUCCUAAUGGCAGAAAAAUGAAUGACACUUUAUUAUAUAUUUUCAUUUUAAUGUGGCACUUUUACCCCCGUAUCAAAAAAAGAGUAUUUCAUAAAGGUAAAAUAGUUAUAAAAUAAACUGUUUGUAAGUCCCCUAAAUUCUCUGGACAUCUGUUCCUUGCAAACUCUUGUCUCAUCUCCCCAAUAUAGCCUAUAGUUUGUAAGCUCACAAAACACAUUGCUAACACUUUUUAUAAAAGCGCUGUAAAUGUUAGAUUGUAAGCUCACAAGUCGAAUCCUUGGUCGUUUUGUAGUUGUAUAUUGUACUGUAUUGAUAACAUUAGUUCCACAAGACUGUAUACAACAGCAGAACACGUUUAAACCUCCAGAAUGUGUUGUCUUUUCUCAGUAAGGUGCUCACAACUUAUUCAAGACAUCCGGAUGUUCAGUGAUAUACAACCAAGUCAGAAUCUAUUUACAGCUAGUUAUAUUCUGGUUUUGAUCACUGUAUACAGUUAAAAUGUUAAUCCACAAUGCCAACAAUACAAUCCCUCCAAGAUUCCAGUAUAGCAGUAUGACGUUUACACACAUUGCUGAUUUUCUAUAUAUAUAAUCUCUCUAAAACCCUCUCAAACCAUAAGCUAUUUGUGCUUUUUCCCCCCUGAUGAUCUGUUGCCCUGUGAACAAUUACUACAUUUCCUUGAUGCUCGUAUUUCUUUAUUAUUGACCAUUACUGGUUAUUUGUAGUAGACUUUUGAGCCUCGGGCACUGUUUUCAUUUUUCACUAACUCUUUUGCUUUGGAAUAAACUGCUUUAAUUUCAUUACCUUUAAAUAUUUUCC